CAACCUUUUUACUUGUGUAAUUCAUCCAAUGACUCUCGCUUCUUUGAAUACUGCAUCCUACAUCUGACAUGCACAGCAUUUUCACAUCGGCAUUGCUUUUUCACGGCCUUUUCAUUCAUUCUUCGGGAGAGAGGAAGCACCACACCUACACCUAAUUUCACCAUGGGAUCCCAACAUGGCAUCUCGAAAGCGUUAUUCUGGUUAUCUGACGAGACAGGCGUCAAGACAAUGUUAACGGCAGGCAAGGACGUUUACAUUAUCAUCCUCGCCCGCUUCCUGCGACUCUUUGGCUACAGCGCCGUCGCGCUCAUUCUCGCCCUCUACUUUGAAGAGCUGGGAUUUUCAGACACGUCGAUAGGCCUCUUUAUGACGCUCACUCUCUUCGGCGAUGUUCUCAUCAGCCUGCUAUUAACGCUUGUCGCGGAUGCGCUCGGACGACGUGUCACCAUGUUCAUGGGCGCGAUUGCCAUGGCGGUAUCUGGCUCCGUGUUCGCCCUAACGAGCCAUUAUGCUGCGCUGCUUGCUGCGGCGAUUCUAGGCGUUAUCAGCCCAACAGGGAAUGAGAUCGGUCCGUUUAAGGCCGUCGAAGAAUCGACGCUGGCGCAUUUGGUUCCUGCAGAGAAGCGGGCCGAUGUUUUCACUUGGUAUGUAGUCAUGGCUGUGUUGGGGACUUCGAGUGGGUUGGUGGCGGGUGGUCAGGUUGUGGAUAGACUAUUGGAGUUGGAGGGUUGGACCACAGCCGAUGCUUAUCGAGCCAUUUUCUGGGUGUACACGGGAAUUGGUUGUGGCAAAGCUCUUUUAACUUUGUGCUUGAGUCACAAGUGUGAGCGGCAAGAUGAAGAGCCAAAUGUCGACGAAACGGAACCUUUGUUGGGUGGGCACGAAGAGUCGGACUCGCUCUUGAACGGAGCCGAUCAAGAGACUACUUCCACGGAUACAACUCGGACGAUUCAAAAAAGUCCAAAAAUGCGAUCCCGAAAUCCUCUCAGCACCAUAUCGAAGCCUACAUGGUGGAUUCUGAUAAAGCUAUGCAGUCUCUUCUUCCUCGACUCGCUUGGUAGUGGAAUGGUGCCCUUCUCUCUAAUCAACUUCUAUCUAGAGCGCAAGUUUCAGCUCGAGAAGGGGAAACUCGGUGGCAUCAUGUCGGCUACCUGGACCAUAUCUACGGUAGGCAACGUCUUUGCAUCUUCGGUAGCCAAACGGCUCGGUCUCAUUCCAGCAAUGGUAGUCACACACCUCCCCAGUUCCAUCUUCCUCGCUCUGUUGCCUGCUCCUGCUGGCUUGCCUUGGACCAUAUGCCUCCUGGUUGCGCGAGCCGUCCUGAACAGUAUGGAUCAGGCGCCACGAUCAGCGUUCAUCUCUAUGGUGGUCAAGCCAGAAGAGUUAACAGCGGUCAUGGGCGUGAUCAACAUUCUCAAGAUACUGAGUCAGAGCGGCGGGCCUUGGAUCACCGGACUGCUGGCCGACCGAAAACUCUUUUGGGUAGCUUUCGUGGUCGCAGGCUCUCUCAAGGGCGCAUACGAUCUUCUUCUGCUGCUCCUAUUCGCUGGCCGAGUACGCAAACCCGAGGCUGAGAGGCACGAGGACGAGAGCGCUACUACAGCGACGAUUCCCCAUGCGGAAGGAGUCGAGCACGUGGAACGUGAAGAUGAAGAAGAAGGGGGAAGGCCCGACGAUGAAACAAGCCGAAGACACGAAUCGGAUGAACGGGGCGUGCUCCCCUCGAAGAUCCUUGCUGCGCGCUCGGCAAGUCCAAACUCUUAUGGUAACAGUCGAGCGGUGGCAAAAUCCCUUUCGAACUCAGGGUCCAGCUCGGAGCAUUGA
Periconia digitata is the source of this 1824-nucleotide messenger RNA. NCBI's taxonomy places the organism in Eukaryota, Fungi, Ascomycota, Dothideomycetes, Pleosporales, Periconiaceae. The record is from the annotation of a GenBank genome assembly.